Molecule: messenger RNA, 1590 nt
Organism: Lachancea meyersii CBS 8951
Lineage: Eukaryota; Fungi; Ascomycota; Saccharomycetes; Saccharomycetales; Saccharomycetaceae
Source: the annotation of a GenBank genome assembly
AUGGAUGUAGCAGAAGGCUCUCGAGUUUUAGGCGACCCGAAUGCUAGCCAAAAUACUCAAAACAGCAGCAAAUUGCUGGCCUGCCCAGUGUGCGGUGAAGAAACGGUUGAUCUCUUGCAGCUGAACAAUCAUCUAGACUUGAUUCAUGGACUCGGAGAUGAACCAAGUCGUGGCCAAAAGUCUCAAAAAGUCGGCUCAAAAGCUCACAACGCUCCUGGAAAGCACAAAGUUCAGCCCUCAAAACCUAAAUUUGAGCUUAAAAGAGACCACUGGGCUACAAUAAUUUCUGACCGCAGUCGAUGCCAUAAGUGCCACGUAAAACUUACUCGAUCCACGGGAAUGAUCAAUUGCAGAAAGUGUGGACGGCUGUUUUGCAUGAGGCAUUGCAAAAAUGCGAUCAGACUAAAUACAAAUGCAGAAUACGACCCUAAGGGCGGAGAGUGGUGUUGGUGCUGCCGAAGUUGUGCGCAGGAAAAACCGGGUUACAAUGACUUUGGAACUUGUUACAGUAGAACCCACGAAUUCAACCAACUUCGCAGCUCCAGAACUGAGGACCGACAGCUCCAGCAGUUGCAACUCGAAAAUCGGUUUGUCAGACUCAUGAAUGGCAUUUUGCGCCUUCACGCGAAAUAUCAGGGAAGUUUGCUCGCAUCCCUGAAACUGCCGGUUGAAGUGACCCAGUUUGAAAAGAGCGUGGUUCCCUGGACCCCAGACCCGUUCGCCUUUGCAUGUUGCUUGUGUGCAAGGAAGUUUGGGAUAACUUCGCGCAAACAUCACUGUAGACUUUGCGGAAAAGUUGUAUGCGAUAACACAGAUACCAACUGCUCAAAUCAGAUCCCUGUGACUAGUUUGGUGAACGCUGCCUCAGACCUCCCAAUCUCUUCAACAGCAUCCUUGAAUCUUCCCGAAAUCGAGACACAGGUCAGGGUAUGCUCAUCGUGUGUUCAGUCCAUUUUCAGAAAGCGUAAGUUUGAAAAAGAACUGGGAAUGCCACUAACCAACAUUUUCCAAUUGUACGAAAGAAUGCGCACAUAUGCCUCACUUAUUCUGUCCACAGUUGCCUCUCUCAAAUCAACAUCACAAGAAGCACGAAAGAGUGCCAAUUCUAAUACUGUGAACGUCACCGCCUCGGAAGAGUCAAAUUUAUCAAAAACAAGGCGCAGAAUGGUUGGUGCCUUUUCUGCGUACGAUAAGCUUACGAAACAGCUACUGAAAGAGGUGCCUCGAAAUGAAUCCGAGAAAAGAAUUCAAUCUGCAAUCAUCGCUCAAGCGUCUGCUUUCAUCCUAGAAAAUAUGCUACCUUUGAGAAAUUUGACUGCAGAUUUGGCGUCGAAAUCUGCUGAUCCAGAAGUGUCACAGGCGCAAAGCUCACCAAGUUACGAAAAUAGCUUGACUAUCAAAGAGAUUAAGGACUACAGAACUCAAUUGAUGGUUAUCGAAGAGCAGAAAUUUUUGGUUGAAGAUAUGAUCGCCCAGGCUACAAAGCAACGCAAAUUCGAUGAAGCUUCAGUUCUCAGUAAAAACUUAGAAGAGCUGAAGUCUCAAUCGGACAAACUGGCCAGUUUGCUUGGUGGAGAGGGAUUCAAAUAG